AUGGGGCAAGUGUUCAGCUUCACCAACAUCUUCGGCAAGUUGUGGGGAAUAGAUAAGGAAAUCCGUAUCCUUAUCUUGGGUUUGGAUGGUGCCGGUAAGACUACCAUCUUAUAUAGGUUGCAAAUGGGAGAAGUGGUGACUACCAAGCCUACCAUUGGAUUCAACGUCGAGACCUUGAAGUACAAGAAUUUAACCUUAAACAUAUGGGACUUGGGUGGACAAACAUCCAUAAGACCUUAUUGGAGAUGCUAUUAUAGUAAUACGGCAGCCGUGAUAUUCGUUGUCGACUCCACCGACAAAGACCGUAUUGAUAUUGCCAGCAAAGAGUUACACACCAUGUUGAAAGAAGAGGAGUUGCUGGAUAGUGCAUUAUUGGUGUUUGCCAAUAAACAGGAUCAGCCUGGAGCCAUGACUGCAGCUGCAGUUUCACAGGCGCUCAACUUAACAGAUUUAAAGGAUAGAAGCUGGAGUAUUGUUGCUUCAAGUGCUAUCAAAGGUGAAGGUUUGACCGAAGGUUUGGAUUGGUUGAUGGACGUUAUCAAGGAUGAGCAGUUGUGA
This is a messenger RNA of Suhomyces tanzawaensis NRRL Y-17324, 558 nucleotides long. RefSeq names its product Arf family GTPase (gene ARL1). Gene Ontology annotation, cellular component: Golgi apparatus; cytoplasm. Bases 1 to 558 code for a protein of 185 amino acids. The transcript has a single exon. The record is from RefSeq and is a predicted model, not a curated record. Gene Ontology annotation, molecular function: GTP binding; GTPase activity. Gene Ontology annotation, biological process: vesicle-mediated transport; intracellular protein transport. NCBI's taxonomy places the organism in Eukaryota, Fungi, Ascomycota, Pichiomycetes, Serinales, Debaryomycetaceae.